Diversispora eburnea is the source of this 702-nucleotide messenger RNA. The record is from the annotation of a GenBank genome assembly. Lineage: Eukaryota; Fungi; Glomeromycota; Glomeromycetes; Diversisporales; Diversisporaceae.
AUGUUUGCAAAAAAUACUCCAAUAAAUUUACUGAAUCCUUCUGUGCCCGAAAUAUCCAAUCCACCUCCACCUGAGACGUUUGAUCCCCGAAAUACUGAGUCCUUCUGUGCCCAGUCCACUGACGGUUGGUUCCCCGAAAUGCCGAAUCCAAUCCACCUGAGACGGUUGAGUAGAUCGGAUGGGCCGGGACUUCAGCAGAUGAAAGUGCCCUGGAAUUUGACAACCUCGAUAGGGCAAAGAGUAGAGGAUCUCGAAAAUGAAAUGCCAGGCGCGAUAUACCUACCAGUAGAUAAAAAACGCCGUGAAGAUCUUUUAGAUGCAGCACCAGCAAGAAGAACACACGAUCUGAAUUUGAUGCAGUUAGAAUCCAAGUUAAAAAAAUUAGGAACAAACAAAUCUGUUAUAAUUGAUUACAAUUUUCGAAAACAAGGGUGGAACCCUUCUAGUAGGAAAGCUAGAGGAUAUGGUGCACCUUCUCGUAUUUUUAUUGCAUCAGUGCCAUUUGAAGUGGCGAUUGGAGACAAUAAUAACUGGAGCAAAUGGGUGAAGACAGACACUCUUAAAAUUUGGCAACGGAAUCCUGGUGACCAUAUAAAUAGCUCCCUUGUUGGAUGUGAUGUAUUGGACCAAUUUUUCUUUGCGCGCCAGCCAAACCAAAGAUAUCAGUUCCUAAGAGCUACAUAUGAAGUUUCUUUAAAUUAA